Jaculus jaculus (lesser Egyptian jerboa) is the source of this 1050-nucleotide messenger RNA. RefSeq names its product zinc finger protein OZF. Lineage: Eukaryota; Metazoa; Chordata; Mammalia; Rodentia; Dipodidae. The record is from RefSeq and is a predicted model, not a curated record. Gene Ontology annotation, molecular function: RNA polymerase II cis-regulatory region sequence-specific DNA binding; DNA-binding transcription factor activity, RNA polymerase II-specific. Gene Ontology annotation, biological process: regulation of DNA-templated transcription.
UUAGAAAACCUACUAGAAAAGUUUGCACUGAUAUAGUUAUGUAAUCAUUCAAACCCUGCAUUUGAGUGAGAGGUCAGACACAGAAGCCUUAGAACUUAAGAAUGUGGAAAUAUCCUCAGCUCAGAGGAAAUCCUUAUUUCUCAAAUAUUUCAUGUUGGAGACUAACCUUGUGAAUGUGGAAAAACUUCCAUUCAGAUGUCACAACUCAGUCAGAGAAUUUACAGUGGGGGAAACCCCUUUGCCUGUAAAGUAUGUGGGAAAAUCUUCAGCCACAAAUCAAAUCUCAUAGAACAUGAGAAUUUUCAUAAUAGAGAGAAACCCUUUGAAUGUAAUGAAUGUGGAAAAGCCUUUAGCCAAAAGCAAUAUGUGAUUAAGCAUCAGAACACUCAUACUGGAGAGAAGCUUUUUGAAUGCAGUGAUUGUGGAAAAUGCUUUAGCCCGAAGGAAAACCUUCUUACCCAUCAGAAAAUUCACACUGGAGAGAAACCUUUUGAAUGCAAAGAUUGUGGUAAAGCUUUCAUUCAGAAGUCCAACCUCAUUAGGCAGCAGAGAACUCACACAGAUGAGAAACCUAUCAUAUGUAAAGAGUGCGGAAAAACCUUCAGUGGCAAAUCAAACCUUACUGAGCAUGAGAAAAUUCACAUUGGAGAGAAACCCUUUAAAUGUAGUGAAUGUGGAACAGCUUUUGGCCAGAAAAAGUACCUCAUAAAGUACCAAAACAUUCACACUGGUGAGAAAUCCUAUGAAUGUGGAAAAGCCUUUUCUCAAUGAACAUCACUUAUUGUGCAUGUGAGAAUUCAUUCAGGUGAUAAACCUUAUGAAUGCAAUGUAUGCGGCAAAGCCUUUUGUCAGAGUUCAUCUCUCACAGUGCAUGUGAGGAGCCAUACAGGUGAGAAGCCCUAUGGUUGUAAUGAAUGUGGAAAAGCGUUUUCUCAGUUCUCCACCCUCGCUCUGCAUUUAGGUAAGAAGCCUUCCCAGAGCAGUGAGUGUGGGAAGGCUUUCAGCCAGAAGUCACACUAUAUCAGACACCUGAAAAUCCAUACUCAUUAA